This is a messenger RNA of Nanorana parkeri, 8998 nucleotides long. It is a transcript of the gene RELN, whose product is annotated as reelin. Gene Ontology annotation, molecular function: lipoprotein particle receptor binding. Lineage: Eukaryota; Metazoa; Chordata; Amphibia; Anura; Dicroglossidae. The record is from RefSeq and is a predicted model, not a curated record. The transcript has 47 exons. Gene Ontology annotation, biological process: neuron migration; central nervous system development.
AUGAGUCCAGUGAGGAGUAAGAGGAACAGAAUAAUAUCUGUAGAACUGCCUGAAGAAGCCAAACAGUUUGGAAUUCAGUUUCGAUGGUGGCAGCCAUACCAUUCUGGACAAGGGGAAGAUGUGUGGGCCAUUGAUGAGAUCAUCAUGACAUCUGUACUCUUUAACAGUAUUAGCCUGGACUUUACUAACCUAGUUGAUGUUACUCAGUCUCUAGGUUUUUACCUGGGAAAUGUGCAGCCAUACUGUGGACAUGAUUGGACUCUAUGUUUUACAGGAGACUCAAAACAAUCCUCAAGCACCCGUUAUGUGGAAACCCAGUCCAUGCAGAUUGGAGCAUCUUAUAUGAUACAGUUUAACUUGGUAAUGGGAUGUGGUGAUCGGUUUACACCACAUAUGGACAAUCAAGUGAUGCUGGAGUAUUCAACCAACCAUGGACUCACAUGGCACUUAGUGCAAGAGGAAUGUCUUCCAAGUAUGCCAAGUUGCCAGGAGUUCACCUCUGCAAGCGUCUAUCAUUCAAGUGAAUUCACACACUGGAGGAGGAUCACAUUGCCUCUACCACAAAAGACCUGGUCUAGUGCAACUCGCUUCCGCUGGAGCCAAAGAUAUUACACAACUGAAGAUGAGUGGGCUUUGGACAAUAUUUACAUUGGACAGCAGUGUCCAAACAUGUGCAGCGGGCAUGGCUGGUGUGAUCACGGGAUAUGCAGGUGUGAUUCUGGAUACCAGGGUUCUCAAUGUCUUCCCACAAAUUCACUUCCUUCCACUGUAAUGUCUGACUUUGAAGGGCUGAAUGGCUGGGAAACAAACUGGCAGGAGGUAGUUGGAGGAGAAAUUGUAAAACCUGAGCAAGGAUGUGGAAUAAUUUCUUCAGGCUCAUCACUGUACUUCUCAAAGGAUGGCAGAAGACAGCUAGUUAGCUGGGACAUGGACACAACAUGGGUAGAUUUCAUACAAUUCUAUAUACAGAUUGGAGGAGACAGUCCAUCUUGCAAUAAACCAGAUAGCAGAGAGGAGGGAGUGCUACUACAGUACAGUAAUAAUGGCGGCAUAAAUUGGCAUCUGCUUGCAGAAAUGUACUUCUCUGAUUUUACAAAACCAAAGUUUGUUUAUUUUGAGCUUCCUAAUACAGCUAAAACACCAUGUACCCGAUUCCGUUGGUGGCAGCCAGUGUUCUCAGGAGAGGGUUAUGAUCAGUGGGCUAUUGAUGAUAUCAUCAUCCUCUCAGAAAACCAAAAGCAGAUUGUUCCUGUUGCUUAUCCAACAAUACCACAAAACUUUUAUGAGAAGCCUGCAUUUGACUACCCCAUGAACCAGCUGAGUGUCUGGCUUAUUCUAGCUAAUGAAGGGAUGGUUAAAAAUGAAAGCUUCUGCUCUGUUACACCUUCAGCCAUGAUAUUUGGAAAGUCAGAUGGUGAUCGAUUUGCUGUGACACGAGAUCUGACUUUAAAACCAGGAUAUGUGCUUCAGUUUAAGCUACAUGUUGGCUGCACUAAGGAUUUCAACAGUGAAGCACCAGUCCUUCUCCAGUACUCCCAUGAUGCUGGUUUGUCUUGGUCAUUGGUGAGAGAAGGAUGUUAUCCUGCAUCUCCAGGAAUCAAAGACUGCAAAGGAAGCGCUAAAGAGUUGAGUGAACCAACUGCUUACUACCCUGGAGACUAUGAGGAAUGGACUAGAAUAACAAUUGUAAUACCAAGAACACUAGCUUCAAGUAAGACCAGAUUUCGCUGGAUACAGGAGAGGAGCUCACAGAAAAAUGUUCCGGCUUUUGGCCUGGAUGGUGUCUACAUAUCUGAACCUUGUCCCAACUACUGUAAUGGUCAUGGUGACUGUGUUUCUGGAGUUUGUUUCUGUGACAGAGGAUUCACAGCUGAACAUGGCACAUGUGUCUCAAACAGGCCCAAUCCAACUGAAAUGUUUGACAGAUUUGAAGGAAAACUGAGCCAGCUUUGGUAUAAAAUCACUGGCGGACAGGUGGGCACGGGCUGUGGGACGCUAAGUGAUGGUAAAUCGUUGUACUUUAUUGGGCCUGGAAAGAGAGAAGCACGAACUGCUGCCUUGGAUACAACUAACACUAGGUUGGUUCAGUUUUACAUACAGAUAGGAAGUAGAAACAGUGGUCUGACCUGUAGCAGGCCAAAGGAAAGAAAUGAAGGUAUUAUUGUUCAGUAUACAAAUGACAAUGGCAUUAGCUGGAAUCUAUUGCGUGAGCUGGAUUUCUUAUCUUAUCUGGAGCCACAAAUAAUCUCAAUAGAAUUACCACGUGAUGCAAAGACUUCUACGACAGCAUUCCGAUGGUGGCAGCCACAGCAUGGGAAACAAUCAGGCGAGUGGGCAUUGGAUGAUGUCCUCAUUGGAAUGAACGACAGUUCCCGAACUGGGUUCCAGGACAGAUUUGAUGGCUCUGUAGACUUGCAAGCAAACUGGUACCGAAUCCAGGGAGGCCAAGUAGACAUUGACUGUCUGUCCAUGGAUACUGCCCUUGUGUUUACUGAGAACAAAGGAAAGCCUCGAUAUGCAGAGACAUGGGAUUUCCAUGUGAUGCCAUCCAGUUCUCUACAGUUUGAAUUGAGCAUGGGCUGUAGUAAGCCAUUUACUGAUUCUCACACAGUUCAGUUACAAUACUCACUAAACAAUGGAAGAGACUGGCACCAGGUUACUGAGGAGUGUGUACCACCAAGUAUUGGAUGUUUGCAUUAUACAGAGAGCUCUGUGUACUCAUCUGAGAGGUUCCAGAAUUGGAAGAGAGUUACCGUAUAUCUACCACCAUCAACAUUCUCUCCAAGGACUCGCUUCAGAUGGAUACAGAGUAGCUAUGGACCUGGUACUGAUUCAUGGGCCAUUGAUAACAUUAUUCUUUCCUCUGGAUGCCCUUGGAUGUGUUCAGGACAUGGUGUGUGUAAUUCAGGGCACUGUGUGUGUGACAGAGGUUUCGGUGGCGCAUACUGCGUCCCAGUUACACCUUUACCAUCCAUUCUGAAAGAUGACUUCAACAGUAGUCUCCAUCCUGACCUGUGGCCUGAGGUGUAUGGGGCAGAGCGGGGAAAUUUAAAUGGAGAAAUAAUUAAAUCUGGAACAGCACUUAUCUUUAAAGGGGAAGGAUCCAGAAUGCUUGUUUCAAGAGAUCUUGACUGUACACAUACAUUGUACAUCCAGUUUUCAUUUAAAUUCAUUACCAAAGGAGUUCCAGAGAGGUCACACUCCAUUCUUCUUCAGUUCUCAGUCACAGGAGGCAUCACAUGGCAUCUCAUGGAUGAAUUUUAUUUUACUCAAACGACUGAUGUCUUGUUUGUCAAUGUUCCUUUACCAGCAGCAGCUCAAACCAAUGCCACCAGGUUUAGGCUCUGGCAGCCUUACCACAAUGGGAAAAGAGACGAAAUAUGGAUCAUAGAAGACGUUGUAAUUGAUGGAAAUAAUGUACGCAAUCCUUCUAUCUUAAUGGAUACAUUUGAUUAUGGUCCCAAUGAAGAUAACUGGUUUUUCUACCCUGGUGGAAAUAUUGGUCUCUACUGCCCAUACUCUUCCAAAGGGGCGCCGGAGGAAGAUUCUGCCAUGGUUUUUGUUUCAAAUGAAGUAGGAGAACAUUCUAUUACUACAAGAGAUCUAGAUGUGAAUGAAAACACUAUCAUUCAGUUUGAGAUUAAUGUGGGCUGCACAACGGACAGUAAUUCUGAUGAUCCAGUGAGACUGGAGUUCUCUCGGGAUUUUGGUGCCACAUGGCAUUUGCUUCUCCCGCUGUGCUACAGCAGUAGCAGCCAUGUCAAUUCUCUGUGCACCACAGAGCAUCACCCUAGUAGCACCUACUAUGCUGGAACAACACAAGGCUGGAGGAGAGAAGUCAUAAAUUUUGGAAAACUGCAUCUUUGUGGAUCUAUUCGGUUCCGGUGGUAUCAAGGAUUUUACCCAACUCCAAUGAAGCCUGUAACAUGGGCCAUUGAUAACAUUUAUAUUGGUCCUCAGUGUGAGGAAAUGUGCAAUGGCCAUGGAAGUUGUGUCAAUGGCACCAAAUGUAUCUGUGACCCUGAAUACUCUGGCCCCACAUGCAAAGUCAGCACUAAGAAUCCCGACUUCCUCAAGGAUGACUUUGAAGGUCAAUUAGAAUCAGAUAGAUUCCUCCUAGUAAGUGGUGGAAAACCUUCCAGGAAAUGUGGAAUUCUAUCCAGCGGAAACAAUCUCUUCUUUAGUGAUGAAGGCCUUAGAAUGCUCAUGACGAGAGAUCUAGAUUUAUCUUUAGCUCGAUUUGUACAGUUCUUUAUGCGCUUAGGUUGUGGAAAAGCAGUGCCAGAUCCUCGGAGUCAGCCAGUGCUACUGCAGUAUUCACUGGAUGGUGGACUAUCAUGGAGCCUUCUACAAGAAUUUCUCUUCAGUAAUUCCAGCAAUGUAGGACGAUAUAUUGCACUAGAGAUCCCACUGAAAGCUCGCUCCAUCUCCACUCGACUACGUUGGUGGCAACCAUCUGAGAAUGGGCAUUUUUACAGCCCAUGGGUGAUAGAUCAAAUUCUUAUUGGUGGAAACAUAUCUGGAAACACAGUGUUAGAGGAUGACUUCACAAGUUUAGACAACAGAAAAUGGCUUCUUCAUCCUGGUGGCACUAAAAUGUCAGUGUGCGGUUCUACUGGAGAUGCCCUUGUGUUUAUUGAGAAGGCCAGCACUCGUUAUGUGGUCACCACAGACAUUGUGGUCAAUGAAGACUCUUUUCUGCAGAUCGAUUUUGCUGCUUCAUGUUCUGUUUCAGACUCUUGUUAUGCCAUUGACCUGGAAUUCUCUUUGGAUCUGGGGCUCACAUGGAAUCAUGUAUUAAAAGAUUGCCUGACAAACAAUGUGGAAUGUUAUAAGUACCAACUACAGAGAGUGCUGGUGUCUGACACGUUUAACAAAUGGACCAGAUUUACAUUGCCUCUGCCUCCAUACACCAGGUCUCAGGGGACUCGGUUUCGUUGGAAUCAGCCAUCACCCUUUGACAAACAGCAAACCUGGGCUAUCGAUAAUGUCUAUAUCGGAGAUGGGUGUGUUGACAUGUGCAGCGGCCAUGGUCGAUGUGUACAGGGAAAUUGUGUAUGUGAUGACUACUGGGGAGGGAUUUAUUGUGAUGAGCCGGAGGUAUCUCUCCCAACUCAACUGAAGGACACUUUUAACCGGGCUCCAGCUAGCCAGAACUGGUUGACUGUAAAUGGUGGGAAGCUGAGCAGUGUCUGUGGCGCUGUAGCAUCUAUCAGUACCUUUUUUCACUGAUUAAGUGGAUGUAGUUUUUCUUUCAUAUCAUCACAGGGAUGUAGUCGCCUUUUGGUCUCUGUGGAUUUAAAUCUGACCAGCGCUGAAUUUAUUCAGUUUUAUUUCAUGUAUGGCUGUCUGAUAAUACCUCGCAACCGUGAUCAAAAUGUGCUACUGGAGUACUCCAUAAAUGGAGGCAUCACUUGGAACAUGCUCAUGGAAAUCUUCUAUGACCAGUACAGCAAACCAGGCUUUGUAAACAUCCUCUUGCCAUCCAGUGCUAAAACUGUUGGCACCCGUUUCCGCUGGUGGCAGCCCAAACAUGAUGGAUUGGAUCAGAAUGACUGGGCCAUUGAUAACGUGUUGAUAGCAGGCUCUGUGGAUCAAAGUACAGUGAUGCUGGAUACAUUCAGCAGUGCUCCACUUCCACACCAUGAACGCACUCCAGCGGAUGCAGGCCCCACCGGAAGGAUCACAUUUGAUUUCUUCUCUGAAGACAAAACUGCAGUGAAUGAACAUUGGCUUUUCCAUGAUGACUGCAGCAUUGAAAGGUUCUGUGACUCACCCGAUGGUGUAAUGAUCUGCGGAAGCCAUGAUGGAAGAGAAGUGUAUGCAGUGACCCAUGACUUGACACCAGCAGAAAACUGGAUCAUGCAGUUUAAGAUAGCAGUUGGCUGCAAGAACUCUGAGAAAAAUGUGCAAAACAAUGUGCAUGUGCAAUAUUCUACUGACUUUGGUGUGAGCUGGAGUUAUGUGGUUCCACAAUGUCUACCUGCUGAUCCUAAAUGUUCUGGGAGUGUAUCACAGCCAUCAGUAUUCUUUGCUGUUAAAGGAUGGAAGCGAGUCAUCUACCCUCUUCCUAAUAACUUGAUUGGAAACCCUGUCAGGUUUCGAUUUUACCAAAAAUAUUCAGAUAUUCAGUGGGGAAUCGACAAUUUCUACAUUGGACCUGGCUGCCUGGACAACUGUAAUGGCCAUGGUGAUUGCUUGCCGGAGCAAUGUAUCUGUGAUCCAGGAUACACUGGACCGAACUGUUACCUGUCACAUCCUUUAAAGACCUUCCUGAAAGAGCGCUUUGACAAUGAUGAACUAAAACCUGACUCAUGGUUGUCCAUGGAAGGAGGGAAGACAUGCAUAGACUGUGGCAUCCUAGCUGAGGAUACUGCCCUUUACUUUGGCUCAGGCGCGGUACGGCAGACAAUCACCCAGGACCUAGAUCUAAGAGGAGCAAAGUUUGUGCAAUACUGGGCAAGAAUUGGAAGUGAAAACAUUACAUUUUGCCAUAGACCCACGUGCAGGAAAGAAGGCGUUCUUCUAGAUUACUCUAUUGAUGGAGGUAUCUCCUGGACAGUGCUGCAUGAGAUGGACUAUCAAAAAUACAUGGACGUCAGAUAUGAUUAUAUCCUACUACCAGAGCACGCACAGACUAACACAACCCGUCUGCGCUGGUGGCAGCCCUUUACUGUUAGUAAUAGUGUUGUUGUACCUGGUCCUGAUCGUGCACAGUGGGCUCUUGAUAACAUAUUAAUUGGAGGAGCUGAGAUCAACCCCAGCCAGCUUGUAGACACAUUUGAUGAUGAAGGUACAUCACAUGAUGAACAUUGGAGUUUUUACCCCAAUGCUGUGAGAACUGCUGGCUUCUGUGGCAACCCAUCUUUUCACCUGUACUGGCCUAACAAGAAGAAAGACAGAACAGAUAAUAUACUUUCCUCAAGGGAGCUUAUUAUACAGCCUGGCUAUAUGAUACAAUUCAAGAUUGUGGUUGGCUGUGAAGUGAACACAUGCAUUGAUCGUCACUCUGUAAUGCUGGAGUACACAAAGGAUUCUAGGACAGAUUUAUGGCAGCUGGUUCAGACACAGUGCCUUCCUUCCUCCUCAAACAGCAUUGGAUGUUCCCCAUUCCAAUUCCAUGAAGCCACAAUCUACAACUCUGUCAACAGCUCAGUGUGGAAAAGAGUAACAUUGCAGCUACCAGACCAUGUCUCUUCCAGUGCUACCCAGUUCCGUUGGAUUCAGAAGGGUGAUGAGACAGAGAAACAAAGCUGGGCUGUGGACCAUGUCUAUAUUGGAGAAGCCUGUCCUAAGCUGUGCAGUGGACAUGGAUACUGUACUAAUGGAGUGAUCUGUAUAUGUGACGAGGGAUUCCAAGGUGAUGACUGCUCCAUAUUUAAUCAUGACCUUCCAAGUUAUAUUAAAGAUAAUUUUGAAUCUGAAAAGGUGACAGAAAUAAACUGGGAGAAUAUUCAAGGAGGUGUAAUUGGAAAUGGAUGUGGACAGCUUUCCCCAUAUGCUCAUGGAGACUCUCUAUACUUCAAUGGGUGUCAGAUAAGACAAGCCAUAACAAAACCACUCGAUCUCACAAGAGCAAGCAAAAUCAUGUUCGUGCUUCAGGUAGGAAGCAUUGCCCAGACUGAGAGCUGCAAUACCAACCUAAGCGAUCCCAACACUGUAGACAAAGCAGUACUGUUACAGUACAGUGUUAAUAAUGGCAUAACAUGGCAAGUAAUCGCCCAGCACCAGCCUAAAGAUUUCAUACCAGCACAAAGAGUGUCCUACAAUAUUCCACUGGAAGCACGUAUGAAAGGAGUCCUAUUGCGCUGGUGGCAGCCACGUCAUAAUGGAACAGGUCAUGAUCAAUGGGCUUUGGAUCAUGUAGAAGUUGUACUAGUAAGCACUCGCAAACAAAAUUACAUGAUGAAUUUUUCACGGCAACAUGGUCUCAGGCAUUUCUACAACAGGAGACGGAGGGCUCUGAGACAGUACCCAUGAAGAAGUAACAUGUAUAAUUCCUGCCAUCAUGUGAUGUGUUGCUUUUCAUUGUCUCCAAUCAAAACAAUGCGUCCACUUUCAAGACUUUACUGCUAUUGGCUUAAAUAACAAAGAGCCUUCUAUAAGACUGACCAUACUCCAUUUUACGCACUGUGAACUAAUGAGAAAUAACUUAUUUUCUCAUCGGUAAAUGUUAUAAUGUUGACGUGUCUGUGAAAGUAUGUGAUCUGUUGUAAUACCAGUUUCAUUGGAAGUAUUUCAGUUACGCGAUGUAUUCUGUUUAACAGAAAGCCAUCUUUAAGCACAAGGACUUGUUGGAACAUUUGGAAAAAGCGCAGUAUUUACAGUAUUUAACAAAAAGUUGACACUUAGAUAUUUAAGUGCACUGUAUUUCAUCUAUGUAUUAUAUUUUAUAAUAUUAAAUUAUCAUGUUUUUGUCUUUUAUGUACUCUCCUCUAAAAAUAUGUGCUGGCAUCUGUCAAAUUGAUAUAAUACAGUCUUUUACGUGAUAUUUGGCCCAUUGAAUGUACACUCUGAUAUUAAAACCUAAAACCAUGCAUAUAGGCUUAUAUUGUAACAUUACACAAAAAAAUUAUCUUUUUUAAGUUAUUGUACACCUUGGAUCCUUUUGGCGUGCUUAAUGGAGAGUACUGGUAAAAGUGUUAAGAACAUGUGGUCUUAAAGUUUUCCCUUAUGAAGCAUUGUGAACAGACCUUGAACAAAUGCCCAGCAUUCAGUAUAUGGCAGUAAAAGUGUUUUAGAUGUUAAAGGCCAAUUAACCCAGCAGUAACUGCAUUGUGGUGUCUGUGACGUUAGAGUGGCUUGUAGCCUGUGGACAUGUUCUUUGUGUUCCAUUUGUAGUUUGUCCCUAUUGCAGGUCUAUGUAUCUUCUGCUGUAGCAAUGCAACGACACCAGCAACAGCAUUAUGGCCGCAUAUCCUUUUUUUAUUGGACAUCAUAAAUUAUUAUCUGACAGCAUUUAAAGUUCCAAUACAAUAUGGGCAGUGCUCAGUAAAAA